Messenger RNA from Aphis gossypii (cotton aphid), 1822 nucleotides. Its product is annotated as zinc finger MYM-type protein 1-like. Lineage: Eukaryota; Metazoa; Arthropoda; Insecta; Hemiptera; Aphididae. The transcript is spliced from 2 exons. The record is from RefSeq and is a predicted model, not a curated record. The coding region runs from base 688 to 1587 and encodes 299 amino acids.
CAAUCAUGUUAUUGUUACCUACUAUCAUUUUUGUUAUUGUUGCCUGUUGGCUUUUGGCCUAUGCAUUUUAAUAUUUUUACUCUUUAGUAGGUAUGUUAUAGUUGUUAUACGUAUGCCUAAUGCUCUGUAUUGCAGUAUCCAGUCUUGAAUAAGUUGAAAAUGAAGUAAAUAAUACAAGCAAAAAUGAUCAUAGCUGUACUGUUAAGGAAGAUAAUCUAUCUAAUCCAGGCGAUCUAAUUUUAUCAAAUAACAGCAGUACCGAAACUAGUAAAACUCAAUUGUCUACAGAAUCUAAAGAAAUAAAUAAUACACCAAAACCAUGUUUGUCCAUGCACGAAGAUAACAGUCUUCUUAAAAAAUGUAUCAUUCCCGAGAAAGAUUUUUUUUUUUCAUAAUAAGUUAUAACUAUAAAUAUGCAUAUAGAAAGACUAUUUUUUUUUUUAGUAGUUUCUUAUGUCAAAUUAUGUUAGAAAUUAAAAUAUAAAUAAAUUUAGUACACUGUACACUACUACAUUCUGUUCAUUUAAAAUGAUACCAACCAAUACCACUAUUCCUCUAGUUAUAUUAUGAAUUAAUCUCUAUUGCCUAAUGCCUGAAUAUUUAUUUAAAAAUUGUUAUAAUAUAGUUAUAUAUGUAUAGUAUAUUAAAUGAAUAUAUUUUAUCUUUAGAAAUGACCCUGCCAAUUGGAUGAAAAAUCAAGAAACGAUAGAUUAUAUAUCAAUAAAUGGAUUCAAUCAAAAUUUGGAGAACAAUAAUUUCCAUAAAUCAAAAAGAACUUAUAAUCGAAUAAUUGGUGGUGUUAGACAUACUCGUUUUCGAUAUUUGUCAAAAAGUUUUUUUGUAUCUACUCUUGUUAAUGGUGAAAAAAAUAACCGAACCUUUUUGGUUUACUCAGAAAGUAAAGGAUCAAUAUUUUGUGCACCCUGCUACUUAUUUGGUGGUACUACAUCGUUUGCCACAGUUGGCUUUUCAGAUUGGAAAAAAGGUGAAGAAAAAAUUAAGCGUCAUGAAAAUUCAAAAAACCACAAAUUGUGUGUAAUUAAAAUGAAAGAGAGAGGAGAAGUAUUAAAUCUAAUUGAUCAAAAGCUAAAGUAUCAAGUAGAAACGGAAAUAAGUUAUUGGAAAAAUGUAUUGACUAGAGUUGUAGCUGUUGUUAAAUCACUUUCUUCUCGUGGACUGUCCUUUAGAGGUGAUGAUGACCAUUUUGGAUCUGUUCAUAAUGGGAACUUCAUGAUGAGCUUAGAGCUUAUUGCUCAAUUCGAUUCUUUUUUAGCACAGCAUAUUGAAAAGUUUGGCAAUAAAGAAAAAGGUUCAACAUCAUACCUAUAUUUUAAUAUAUAUGAGCAGUUCAUAAGUAUAAUGGCAGAUAAUGUUUUACAACAAAUGGUUAAAGAAAUAAAAGAAGCUAAAUAUUUUUAUAUCAGUAUUGAUUCUACUCCUGACAUUAGCCAUGUAGAUCAACUAUCAUUUAUUUUUUGGUAUGUUCAAAAUAAUGGCAGUCCGGUAGAAAGGUUUUUAGGGUUUUUACCCAAUUCUGGUCAUAAAUCUGAAGAAUUAGCAGAUGCUGUAUUUUUAGUUUUAGAAUAGCAUGGAUUAGAUAUAAACAACUGCCGUGGUCAAAGUUACGACAAUGCAUCUAACAUGUCUGGUAUGUAUACAGGACUUCAAGCUCGCAUUAAAAAAGUUAAUCCUUUAGCUACAUUUGUACCAUGCUCGGCACACAGUUUAAAUCUUGUUGGUGAAUGCGCUGUAGACUGUUGUAGAAAUGCUUCUAAUUUGUUUAAUCUGCUUCAAAAUAUCUAUAAAUUUUUCAGUUCUUCUA